This is a messenger RNA of Sebastes umbrosus (honeycomb rockfish), 2754 nucleotides long. RefSeq names its product saccharopine dehydrogenase-like oxidoreductase. Bases 1 to 1284 code for a protein of 427 amino acids. Gene Ontology annotation, cellular component: mitochondrion; plasma membrane; lipid droplet. The transcript is spliced from 12 exons. The record is from RefSeq and is a predicted model, not a curated record. Gene Ontology annotation, biological process: glycolipid biosynthetic process. Lineage: Eukaryota; Metazoa; Chordata; Actinopteri; Perciformes; Sebastidae.
AUGGCUCGUGUUGAGACAUCCACUAGCAGGCCGUACCACCUGGUGAUCUUCGGAGCCUCCGGCUUCACGGGUCAGUUCGUGGUGGAGGAGGUGGCCCGGACCGUGUCCGAGGGUCCGAAGGGGGACCUGAAGUGGGCCGUGGCCGGCAGGAGCAAGCAGAAGCUGGAGAAAGUUCUGGAGCAGGCCGCCGGAGUGCUCAGUAAGCCCGAGCUGAGGUCAGAGGUGGACAUCAUCGUGGCAGAUGUGGAAGAACCAGACUCCCUGGCCGCCAUGUGCAAACAGGCUGUGAUUGUUCUCAACUGCGUGGGGCCUUACAGGUUCUAUGGCGAGCAAAUGGUCAAAGCCUGUGUGGAGAACGGAGCCCACCAUAUUGACAUCAGUGGGGAGCCUCAGUUUCUGGAGGGCAUGCAGUUGAACUACAACAGCCAGGCAGCUGAAAAAGGUGUGUACAUCAUAGGGAGCUGUGGAUUCGACUCCAUACCUGCGGACAUGGGAGUCCUCUACACCAGGGAGCAGUUCAAGGGCACGCUGACCGCCGUGGAGAGCUUCCUGACUGUCGGCGCAGGAGAUGAAGGCGGAUGUAUCCACGAUGGCACGUGGCAGUCUGCCAUCUACGGUUUUUCCGAUGGCCACAAGCUCCAGAGUCUCAGGAGGAAGUUUAAUCACAAACCUCUCCCUACUGUUGGCUCUAAACUGAAACGCAGGGGAAAUUUGUUCUACAGUAAUGAGAUCCAGCAGUAUACGGUGCCAUUUAUGGGCUCCGAUCCGUCUGUUGUGAAGAGAACUCAGCGCUUUCUGGUGGAGGAAUAUCAGGACAAACCGGUCCAGUAUGGCGCGUAUGUAGGAAUAGGAGGUAUCGGCAACAUUGUCAAGCUGAUGUUUACUGGCAUGAUGUUCUGGUUCUUAGUCAAGUUCAGUUUUGGACGCAACCUGCUCAUCAAGCACCCGGAGUUCUUCUCCUUUGGAUACUUCUCCAAGGCUGGACCAACUAGAAAGCAGAUGGAGGCUUCAUCCUUCCAGUUUGCUUUCUAUGGAGAGGGCUACACAGAGGGACAGGACCCCUGCCAGGGAAAACCUAACGCCAAGAUCCGCACACUGGUUCAGGGACCAGAGUGUGGAUAUGUGGCCACGCCCAUCACCAUGGUACAGGCUGCCCUAACAAUCCUCAACGAACCCACAGCCUUGCCCAAGACGGGAGGAGUUUAUACUCCAGGAGCUGCUUUCGCAAAAACCACACUGACGGACCGCCUCAACAAACACGGCAUCCAGUUCUCUGUCAUCUAAAGUCCGUCGUCCUCCCUGAUGCCAUACUCCAGGUUUCUCUCAGCACUUACUAACCUGCAUAAUAACAACUGGGAAGUUUCCAACUAGAAGAAAGAGCGCUAUUUCAUCACGAGAGCCUUGACUAGGGAUGGAGCGCACUUUCAGAUUAAGUUCUAACACCAUUUUUGAUGGCACUUUCUGCAUUUAUCUUUUUCAUUUGGUCAGAAACUUGCCCGUCUCCCUUUGGCUUGAAUGUACUAUUAACCCUCCGCUUAUAAGACAAAUGGCACAGCUGCAGCAGCGUUUCCCAGCCAAGGACAGUAAAAAAACAGUUGUGUGUAAAUGGGUUUUACAUGGCCUUCUACUAACAUGAUUAUUGCUAAUGAAAGGAGAAUUUGGUUCACUUAAUGUAAUUGUUAUUCACAUUUGUACCUAAUUGGACAGUAAAUGGUUUAUUAUCAGUCUCUCUACCACUAUACACUAAAACCUGUAGAUGGCCCUUUUAUCAUACCAAAGAUUGGUUAGUGACAUUUUGUAUGGACAGAGAUUAAGUUAUGAUCCAACUUCAUCAAAUGAUGUAUCCACAUCAUGUGGAUAAAAAUACUCCCUUAAAAUACUCACUCUCUCUUUUGCCACAUCUUUAGGUGUUGAUAGUUCGACAACAAACCAAAUGUUCUCUUGACGCCCCCUGUUAUUAAAUAGCAACAGUACAGCAGGCUGAUGGCUUCUAAAUGUAAUGAUCCUGGACAAUAUUUCCCAUGGCAGGAUGUGAGGAUUAGUAAAGUAGGUUGAAGUCAGUGCUACAGAUGUAACGAACUGUAUUAAAAACUGUCAGCUUUAACUGUGUAAGAAAAGUAAACUACAAUCUUUAUAAGUGUUGUCCUUGUGACAUACAGUAGCUUCACAUGCACAAGGUCAUUACUCACUAAGUAGCAUUAACAUGGUAGCUGUACGUGUGCUGUUCUGGUUCAGUGGAGUAAAGCUGUCGACAGAGUAGAAACCUUCUGUAUGUGUGUGUGUGCACGUACAUGCCUGCCUGUUCUGGCCUGUAAGCUAAAAAUCCUGAUUGCUUUGUGUUUUACAGUUACUAGUUGGACUAUCACUAAAUCAUCCUACUUUCUUCAAUCUUCUUUUGUAGCUGAAUGUUGCAACAAUUCACCUAUCCGAACGUUUACUUUUGAGCCUUGUCAGAGAAUGCAUCCAGUUGUUUGUUUGUGCACAAAAUGGCAUGAGUUACUCCAUGAGAUUGAACGGAUCCUCUCUGCUGUUCGUGAGUUAGGGUUAGUGUGUGAUUUUCCUAUUAGUUUUUUCGUUCUUAUGGACUGGAAUUGUUUUAUCCACAAAGUGAUAAUGUUGAUCCCAGUCCUUGUUUUCAUGUUUUGAGUGUUUCAGCAUUAUGUGCACGUGACAAGAAAUGUUUUGGGGUUUUGUUUUGUUGUGCUUUGCUUUGUAUGGGCCUCAUAAAUAAAAAACAACUCCUGCUAAUAGAAA